AUGGGUGGUGGACUUCGUGAAGAGCGGUUCGUCCGAAAGCGUUUGAGGCAUUGGCAAUCUCUGGCCUUGGUCUUUGUGGGCUCUGCUUACUGGACCUUUUCGAUUCCUCAGAGCGAACGUUCCAACACAACCUGUCAGCCUUCGGCGGGCGGUCCUGGACUUCGUGUAAGAGUUGGCAUAAGCUACGACUUUGAGGAGAGCGUUGCUUCUUCCGUUCUCGACAGCAUCAGUCUGAAUCCCGCCCUGGAGUUUGUGUGUGGCAGAGGCGACGUGGCUCCGCAGAUCGAGGCAGAGGUACAAGAGAUGAAGAUUGGUGAGCGACGCUCUUUGACAUUGGAUAGCUCCAACCCAUUGUUUGGGUUCUACGAUGAAAGCAGGCGGAUCUCCGUGCCAGCAUCUGAAUUUUCCACUGCUGAGAUCGGCACUGUCGUGUCAUUGGAGGGGUAUGGAGCAGGGAUGGGACUUGUUCUGGAGCGCGAUGCUCAGACGCUGCUGGUUGACCAAAACCAUCCGCUGGCUGGUAAAAGCGUUAACAUCACUCUGACGCUCUUGAGAUGCGAGAAGGUGCCUCCCCGCGAUGUUCGUGUCAUGUCUUUGGUAGGAGGCGAUGGCCAGACAUUUCCUGCCUAUGGCGAUUGGCUCACCCUGAACUACGAGCUGAGGCUUGCAGGCUCUACGAGAAUUAUCGACAGCUCAAGAGAUGUGGGUCCACUGGAGUACCACUUGGGUUUUGACCAAGCGAGACUUGUGCCUGGUUUCGAAAUAGGAGUUCAGCAAAUGUCGCUUGGAGAAGUGGCCUCGAUACACGUUCCAUCACAGUUGGCCUAUGGAAGCAAGGGCUCGGACAAAGCGAUCCCUGCGAAUGCGGAUCUUGUUUACAAAGUUGCACUACUUGGCAUAAGGUCAAGCCUUGCACCUGCUGUGAAUCUCGGACGAACCAUAUCAGCGGAAGUCUUAAGUUACAGCAUCAGAGCCGGCACGGUUGUCGAGCUUUGCAGUACAGAUGACUACGUAGCACUCUCCAUCGUGACUUUACAGCGCGUCGUCGGGCACCUAGACACCCAAGACCGGCCCAAGACGCGUGGAAAGUCCGAUGAGACUGAGGAUCACGGCCGUUCGUUGGAUUCUCCACUCCGAGCCUACUCACCAGAGGAGGAAAAGAAGCGAGACGCGUCCAGCCGCGAGACGUGCAGACUUCGCUACAAAGCUCCGGAGCUCAUCUUGCGCAAGGAGGAGUACGGAGCAGCUGUCGACAUAUGGGCCACGGGCUGCCUCCUGGCAGAGGCAGUGCUGUCGACGCCGUUGUUCGAGUCAACGGAGGAGGUCGAUCAUUUGUUCCUCAUCUUCCGCCUCCUCGGCACCCCCGGGCCGGGCCACUGGCCCGAGGCGCUGCGCUGCCGGCACUUCUCUCCGAGGUUUCCGGUGUACAAACCGGUAGAUCUGGGUGCCCUGACACGUGCCACGGCACGAGCAGCUGUCGGGGACUGCACGGAGGUCAAGUUGCUUGCACAGGAGAUGGAACACCGCGAGGAUGUAUUGCAGAAACUCUGCUGCAUCGCGAAGAAGCUGCAGGCCCGUGGGAUGGCACUUCUUGCUUCGCUCCUUCGUCUUGACCCGGCCCAGAGGUCCACUGCCGAGCAAGCGUUGCAGUCGACGUUCUUCACGGCCUUGUCCGAGCCCGACACUCCCUCACGAAGGUGGCUCCCUCGAGUACUCAGCUCGACUGGAAGACG
Messenger RNA from Symbiodinium necroappetens, 1733 nucleotides. The record is from the annotation of a GenBank genome assembly. Lineage: Eukaryota; Dinophyceae; Suessiales; Symbiodiniaceae.